GCGAGUGUGCCUCCGACCACUAGCUACUACCUCAUGUCUGUCUCGAUCUCUACACCAAUCGCCAUGAAACAUCCUCUCAGUUUCUUCACCAGCUAGCUCGUAUCACAAGACCUCGAUCGAUCGAGUUGGCCGGCCGCCGGAAGGAACCAACCCAUCGAUGGGCAAGACGAGCACCGUGUCGUCGUGUCUGUGCUGCCCGUGCCGGUGCCUCUUCUGCGGCCUGCUGAGCUGCAUCUUCAGCGUCCUCGCCACCAUCCUCGUCAUCACCGGCGUCGUCGUGCUCGCGCUCUAUCUCCUCUUCCGACCGCACCUCAUCCAAGCCACCGUCGCGUCCGCCGACCUCGACGACUUCACCCUCACCCCGAGUACCUGGAUCCUCCGCUACAACCUCUCUGUCGCGCUCUCCGUCCGCAACCCGAACUCCCGGAUCGCCAUCCACUACCAGUCCGUCGUCGCCGAGGCCUACUACCAGGGCCAGAGCUUCGCCCACGCCGACCACCCGGACUUCUACCAGGACACCGGCGAGACCACCGUCGUGCCUCUGGCCUUCGCGGGCGAUCACCCGCUCGAGGGCGGGGUCGCCGCCGCGGGGUUCCGCAAAGAGGCCAUCGACCACGCCUCCUUCUCAGUCGACAUCAAGCUCAGCGCCAAGAUGAAGCUCAAUGUGUGGGCCUUCAGGGUGCCGGGGCCAAAGCCCAAGGUUGACUGCCCUCUCAUCCUCCACCGACGGAACGCCUCCGCCUCCGCGCCCGCCAGCGACGGCCAGCCGGAGUUCCACCCCAUCGAAUGCCGCGUCUGGUUCUGAUUGAUUCAGGCGAUUCAGAUCGCCAGUUGAUUAAAUGUUGUUAGUUAAUUAAAUCUGUAGUAGUUAGAGAUCUGCAUAGUCUACCACUCUCCCAUGCAUCUUGAUUAAUUAAUGGCGACUGAUAGGCGCCGGCGCACCGGCCGAAACUUUCGGCCGGUCCAA
Messenger RNA from Triticum dicoccoides, 967 nucleotides. RefSeq names its product NDR1/HIN1-like protein 3. The record is from RefSeq and is a predicted model, not a curated record. Gene Ontology annotation, cellular component: plasma membrane. The transcript has a single exon. Lineage: Eukaryota; Viridiplantae; Streptophyta; Magnoliopsida; Poales; Poaceae. The coding region runs from base 158 to 805 and encodes 215 amino acids. Gene Ontology annotation, biological process: defense response to other organism.